Messenger RNA from Dinoponera quadriceps, 4902 nucleotides. RefSeq names its product centrosomal protein of 97 kDa (gene Cep97). The transcript is spliced from 12 exons. Lineage: Eukaryota; Metazoa; Arthropoda; Insecta; Hymenoptera; Formicidae. The record is from RefSeq and is a predicted model, not a curated record. Gene Ontology annotation, molecular function: U2 snRNA binding; protein binding. The coding region runs from base 35 to 2791 and encodes 918 amino acids. Gene Ontology annotation, biological process: mRNA splicing, via spliceosome.
UCUUCUCGGCGUCCGCCAGUUUAUUGUGUUCAUCAUGGCUUCGACGGAAUCUCUGGUGUGCGACACUCUAGAUCUGAGCGGCCAGGGUCUCAAGAAACUCAGCCGGUGUCCUUCGGACGCUGAUAUCAGCACGUUGAUUAUAGACGAUAAUGACUUACAGCGGCUUGAUAAUCUGGAUUCUUAUCACAGAAUUACCAAGCUUUCGAUAGUCCGAAACCAAUUACUACGGAUGUAUGGUGUGUCCAAAUUACAUAAUCUUGUUACCCUCAAUCUGGCUAACAAUGGUAUACUCACAAUAGAAGGCAUCAAGGACAUGACUAAUUUGCAAACGCUCUGUCUAGCAGGUAACAAUAUCAAGUCAAUCGAACAUCUGCACACGAAUAUCAAGCUGGAACAUCUGGAUUUAUCUGAGAAUAGCAUCAGCCAUAUUUCAGACAUCUCUUAUUUACGGAAUUUAAAGGAACUUUUCCUGCAUAACAACCGCAUAAUAACGCUGCGUCAGUGUGAGCGCUACUUGCCCACGUCUCUAGAAACAUUCACAUUGGCAAAUAACAAUAUCACCGACUUGAAUGAAAUGUCACACUUGGCUAAUCUCAAGAAUGUGGUGAAUUUCUCAAUUGCUAACAAUCCGUGUGUCAGUAUAACAGGUAACAUUUAUAGUGGGUUUGACUACCGGCCCUUCGUUAUUAAUUGGUGUAUGAGCUUAAAAUCGAUCGACGGUUAUGCAGUCGAUCCUAUCGAAAGCUUGAAAGCAGAGUGGCUAUAUUCUCAGGGACGAGGUAGACAAUUCCGCGUCGGCGAACACGCGUUGCUCGCACAAUAUCUAGCGUCCGUCUGUCCGCUCUCGGGGGAGUCGUUAGAGAACGAAACGGACAGGAAGCUUAGACUGAUACUGAGCAAAGCUCAGCACCACCAACAGCAAUUGAAUCAACAGAGCGAUGCCGGGAGCGUGCACAGCUUGAGUAGCGUGGCGAUGAGCCCAUCCCCAGCCGCUAGACGUAGACUUAGCCAUAACAGGACAAAUUCUCCCAGACGACCUAGUUCGUCGAGAAAUUUGAAAAUGAAAUCGCCGGACCGAAUGGUAUCCAGCUGUCAUACGGACGCUAUGGUCUCCUCGUGUCAUGCUUUGUUAAGCGGCGAUCACGACUCCAACCUGAUGACCCAAAGCUUGGAUCCUAACAUGCUCUGCGGUACGUUGAGCAACAAGACGAUGAAUAACUCUUUGCAAGACAUGGAAGAAACAUCGAGCCCGUUGCAAGCAGCUACGAAACUGGUGCCGGUACCGGAGUCUCUGAUGAGUCCGGACUUCCGUCCACCGUCCGGCCUUUCCCGGAUCUUGCCCAAGACACCGCCGAGCAAACUGAGCUCCCCGUGUCAGGUCACGAUACCCAGCAAGCCGUCUCUGGACGGUGACGGGAAGGCGAUACCGAUCAUAAACACGGUGAAUCCCAUGGCGAAGACGAGUCUGAGCGCUCUCAAAGCGAAUGCGCUCAUAAAGAGCAAUUCCGCGACGAAUUGCAGCAGCAUCGUGAAAGCGAGUAUAGCCAAGCCGAUCGUGACCUACGCCAACACCGGCAAAUGUCCGCACAGUGUGAAGAUCAACAAUUACGUUCAGAGCAAAACCUUGCCCGCGAAGAGGAGUAUGAAGGGCUCGAAUCUGGUCAGGAUUAUACAGCGGCCGAAAAGCGCGGGCGAGAGGAUGAAGAGUAAUUUGAACAAGAUGGAGAAAGACGGGGACGUCGAUAACGGUACUCAGAGCAGCGACGAGGACAGCGAGGUGUGUCAAGCGAAAUUGGACAGCAUUCGGCAUAGAGCUAUUCAAAGAAGGCAGGAGGACAGUAAUAAAGAUCAAGACCAAGCAGAGAAGGCUGCCAUCUGCAUUCAGAGGAUGUGGCGAGGCUAUCACACGAGGAACCUUAAUAGCAAAGCUACUAACAUAUUAAAAACGAUCGAUAUGAUCAGAACGAAUAAAUACAUCCAAAAAUUAUCGACUGACAUGGAAGCUACGAGGACUGCUUUGGAAAGCGAGCACAAGUUGCAGUUGCUACAGAUGCAAGCGAUUAAUGCGUUGUGGAAGAAAGUCGUCAGUCUCCAACCGGGUAGCAAUCGAGAGAACGCCUUUAACGACACGGACAACGCGCUGCAACCGAAUACGGAUGUGGUUACCAAUCUCGCGCAAACGUGCAACUUGCUUCAUACUCAGGUCCAGCAAUUGCAAGAUUCCAUGUCGGAGAUAAAACGUUGCAUGUCCAACAUGAAGCCGAAGCCCGCUUUUGUCGACAACGGCGUGGCUACUCAAACCGAGAUAUCCGCCGUGCACACACCGGCCGGUGAGGAAAACACGUUUCCAUACGGGCGUCCUAACAGACCGCAGAGUCUACCGAUACAUCAAACGAUACAUGAAGGAAACGAGAACAAGAGCUUCGCGUCCAAUUUGGUGGACAGCGUGCUGAAGAAGGUCUCGCAGUCCACCGACACGACGGACGACGAGGUCAACACGGAUAUCUUGAAUUCGAACGAGAACCCGGACGCGUUGAAUUCGAUCGAGCAUCCCGAGAUGUUCAAGAGCUGCGAGGAGAUAAUAGAAUCCGAUUUCAAGGAAGCGGUUGAGAACGAGGCGACAGACGAUUACGAGAACAUCAUCGAGAACGCGGCGAUAGACGGUGAGGUGUGCGAAGAGGCGUUGUGCAAGGAGUUGCAUAACCUGAUCGAGACGGAAAACGUGGCGGAGGAUUACGAGAACUGCGAGAAGGACAACGAGGUGAACGGGGACGACCAGCAAACCUGUUAGAUUUAACUAUAAUGAGUCGAGUUCGCGAAACCCAUAUGCCUUGUGAGUAACACAAUCACGAUAAGACGGUGAAAACGCGAGGAAGAAAGAUGGAUGUCUAAAAAAUGCUCACUGUAAAUAACGUCAAAAAAGAAGUAAUUUUAGUCGUAACGAUAUUAGAGAAAACGAUGUUAAUUUUAAUCGUGAAUUUUGUUACGAAACGGAUAUUUUCAUCACAAAUAAUAAGCUGCCAUUCUGUCCGAACAAAGCGUAAUUUAAAUGAGAGAGAGAGAGAGAGAGAGAGAGAGAGAGAGAGAGAGAGAGAGAGAGAGGGGGGGGGGAUUUUUGAGAGAACGAAGUUAUGUCAAUGACUGUAAAACAUCUGAGCCAUUUUGCGCAAACUAUUGUGUUAUGCGGUAAACCGUGUAUUGUCAUCAUUAAUAAGAAAUUCCGGAAAUUUUCCGUCCAUACGUCCAGCUGUUGGCAACAGAACGAAGCAUAUGUCAUCCAAUCGUGAAAAGCAUAGCAUGUAUCUUACUGAACUGACCGUUAUAGAAUCGUUCCCGAGAAAGCAUCCCGCUAAGUUCGGCCGUUGCUCCUCGAUAUGAGGUUUGUCUUCUGUCUCUGAACUAUAGGAUUGAAUUUUGUUUCUUUUUCCUUCAAUGUUAAGUUAUGCAGGGCGUCUCAGUUCAUGCGACUUCAAUUUUACCGAGAGGUUCUCUGAACAAUUUCAAGUUAACUUUUCCUCUACGGAAAUGCCGAGACACCAAUAGUUUCCGAGAUACAAGCGAUUGAAAAAAUCGAGCUUUUCGCGAACUACAUUUCGAGCGAUCCAAUGGACAACAGAAUUCCUUUCUCCGAUUUAUUUCAAACGUGCUUUAAUGUAACAAAAUUUUAAUCUGAGACUUGGCUGAAAAGAUAUGCUAAAGACUGAAAAACUGUCGUAAAUGAUGACCUCCCUCGAUAUUUUCACCAUGGAAAAAUUAACUUGGAAUUAUUCAGGAAAUCUCAGAUAAAAUUUAAGUCGUAAGAACUGAGACACCCUGUAUACUUGUCUUACUCUAAACGGUAAAAAGUGCAAUCUAGUUCAGAAACGGAACACAAACCUGUGAUUUCUCACCACAUCGGAAAACUACAUCUUAAAUUCUGGAGAAAGCUAAUUAACGUAAACCCUCGGAUCAAAGCAUUUUUGCACAAGAUAUGUAUUCAUUAUCCGUAAGACGCAAUUACAAUGUCCCCUCGGUUUCCAGUUUUUUCAACAAUACUUUAUACAUAUAUAUACACGUUUAGUAAUUAUUUAUUUAUUUAUUUAUUUGUCUAUACGGAAAAAAAAGGAAGAUUAGUUCUAAUAGAUACCGAAGAUAUUGAAAUAUUAGAAAAGAUACCAGAGGUCGUACGAUCUAGUCAAUAGCUUUUACAUUUAGGUACACUGUAGAUAUUUACUCAAGGAUUGUUAUGUAGAUAUUACUCAACUUUACGAAAUAAACAUUGUGAGAAACUUUCAUUAAAAGUAUGCGAAAUUACGAGUAGUUGAAAAGCACGAUUUGAAUCACACUGGAGAAGCGUGACUCCGUUUCUGUGACUAUUGAUUGUCGAUAUUUGCGUGCGAUAAAUGUUGAAUGAAUAAUUUAAUAAUCCGCAAAUAUACACGCGAGCUUACUGAAUUGACACUGUGUAUCGGCUGCAGCAUAUUCUACUGAUAAUAUUUGAAUGCCUGAGAAAUUUUUAAAAUAGUUCAGGAUAUGUCAGUGAACUGCGAGAUAAACGGUUCGUGCGUGUCUAAUUAACGUAACUUUCAAGAUAUUUAUAGCAAUGUUUGCUUUAACAAGAGGAUACGCUUGAGCUUAAAUUUAUAUUCUUCAUUCCUGUGAUUUUUCAAGGGACACAUACGACCGUGAUAUAAUUAUAGCCAAUGAAAAAAAGAUAGAAAAUACGGGUUGGAUAGAGUCAUUCAUAAAACGAGAAUGUAGAGGCAUAUUCAGUGUUGUAUUUAUUUUUCAUUCGCUAACUACCCGUAAUUUGUACGGUCUCGUGUCUUAUUAAAGACAAUAUACGUCGAUUAUUACAUAUUUACAUUGUAUUUUAAAUUGGUUUUAAAAAAAUAUACAGACAGUACGUUAUAUAUAUAAUUU